AUGUCUGUCGAAACCAUCACCACAAUCUCCCCCAACACAAACGAGCCCAUCCUUACCAGGAAUGGCGCCUCUGCCGCAGACCUGGAGUCUCUCCCCAAGGUCGCCACUGAAGCUUUCGAGAGCUACCGCAAGACAACCCUGAAGGAGCGUCAAGCUAUAGUCCGCAAGUUUCUCGAUGGCCUUUUGGCUAAGAAGGAUGACCUUGGUGAGGAGUUGACUGUUCAGAUGGGCCGCCCCAUCUCAUACACACCUGGCGAGGUCGCCACAGCUGUUAAGCGUGGUGAAUAUCUCCUCAAGAUCAGUGACGAGGCUCUUAAGGACACCGACGGUGAGCCCGAGAAGGGCUUCAAGCGUUUCAUCCGAAAGGUCCCCGUCGGGCCUGUGCUUAUCAUCUUCGCGUGGAACUACCCCUACCUUAUUUUGGUCAACUCUCUCGUUCCCGCUCUUCUUGCAGGCUGCAGUGUAAUCCUCAAGCCCUCACCUCAGACACCCACCAUCGUGGAGCGGGUUACCGACAUCCUAAAGGAGUCGGGCCUGCCGGAUGGCGUCUGCCAGUACUUCCACUGCGGCUCUCCUACCAUUAUGGAGACAAUCGUGCGCGAUCCCAAGAUUGCCCUAGUCUGUUUCACCGGCUCUGUCGCUGGAGGACUUGCUGUGCAACAAGCUGCGUCUGACCGCAUUGUAAAUGUCGGUCUGGAGUUGGGUGGCAAAGACCCGGCAUAUGUCCGAUCAGACGUUGAUGUUGAUUGGGCUGCUGCAGAGAUCGUUGACGGUGCCAUCUUCAACUCUGGCCAGAGCUGCUGCUCUCUUGAGCGGGUAUACGUUGAUGAGAAGAUUCACGACCAGUUCGUUGAGGCCGUGCAAAAGGUGCUCAAGGCGUACAAGCUCGGCGAUCCUUUCGAGAAGGAGACUCAAAUAGGACCUCUCGUAUCGAAGCGGUCAAAGCAGGCUUUUGAGGAACAUAUCAAGGACGCCAUCGACAACGGUGCCAAGGAUGCGACUCCCGAGAACGAGACUUUCAGCAACCCUCCCGCCAAGGGUAACUUUGUGAAACCCACCCUUCUCACCGGUGUCAACCACAGCAUGCGGGUCAUGACUGAAGAAUCGUUUGCUCCAAUUAUUCCUGUCAUGAGCGUCAAGAGUGACAGCGAGGCUAUCAAGUACAUGAACGACAGCGAGUUUGGUCUGACGGCCAGCAUCUGGACCAAGGACACAGACAAGGGAUACGAGCUCGCCGAGGACGUGGAAGCGGGCACUGUUUUCGUUAACCGAUGCGAUUAUCCGGCACCGGACCUGGCAUGGACUGGCUGGAAGAACUCGGGCAAGGGACAGACACUCAGCAAAUUUGGAUUUGAUCAGUUUGUGAAGCUCAAGAGCUACCACCUUAAGGAUUACCCAAACUAA
Molecule: messenger RNA, 1404 nt
Organism: Fusarium sp. VM40
Lineage: Eukaryota; Fungi; Ascomycota; Sordariomycetes; Hypocreales; Nectriaceae
Source: the annotation of a GenBank genome assembly